Molecule: messenger RNA, 1779 nt
Organism: Brenthis ino (lesser marbled fritillary)
Lineage: Eukaryota; Metazoa; Arthropoda; Insecta; Lepidoptera; Nymphalidae
Source: the annotation of a GenBank genome assembly
AUGUGCACGAUCAGCACUGGAGUUCUUUCUCCGGCACCAAUGAAUGCUGAAGUAAAAGAAGCAUACGAUCGCCAAUAUUGGUAUGCUCAAGCACAAGAAACUCUACAAAAACGUCUUCAGUACGCUUCAGAGAAAAAUCCUGUAGCAAAAAACGUAAUAUUAGUGGUUGGUGACGGAAUGAGCCUGACCACAGCAACAGCGGCUAGAAUUUUACGUGGUCAGCGGAGAGGUCAAUCCGGUGAAGACACGGAUCUGGUUUGGGAUACUUUUCCUGCGGUCGCACUAGCAAAGACCUACAAUAUAGAUGCUCAAACUGGCGAGUCCUCAGCCUGCGCUACCGCCCUCUUAUGCGGUGUGAAGGCUCGUUAUGAAACUCUGGGUCUCGAUGCCGGAGGACGUUUUAACAACUGUGCGUCUGCAAUAAACUCCAAAGUCACUUCACUGAUAGAUUGGGCGCAUGAAGCUGGUAAAUCCAGUGGCAUAGUAACAACAGCACGUAUCACACACGCCACGCCCGCAGCGCUAUAUGCACACGCGCCCUCACGUUACUGGGAGGACGAUAGUCGCGUACCCCCGACUGUGAGACGAGACUGUAAAGAUAUAGCCCUCCAGCUAGUUGAAAAUGAGCCCGGCCGAAGCAUUAAUGUGAUAAUGGGUGGAGGCAGACGUCAUUUUCUGCCAACUAUAACACCUGACCCUGAGCAUCCAAACAGAGAAGGAAGGAGACUCGAUGGAAGAAAUUUAGCCGAAGAUUGGGCGAGGGAGAAAAAAAGAAGGCGAUUGCGAGCUCAAUAUAUUCAUACACGAGAGCAACUUGCGAAAUUGGACCCGAGAACAGUGGAUUAUUUAUUAGGUUUAUUCGAGUAUUCUCAUAUGGAAUUUAAUGCGGAACGUGGCGGGGUAUUAGAUACAGAAGAAGGCGCUGCGUCAGGCACAGUCGUAAAGGCAGAUGAUCCCUCGUUAGCUGAUAUGACGCGGGCAGCUUUAGCAGUAUUAACGAAGAAUGACAAAGGAUUCUUUCUUUUGCUAGAAGGUGGCAGAAUAGAUCAUGCUCAUCAUUAUAAUAAUCCUUAUCGAGCUCUUGACGAGACUUUAGAGCUCGAGACUGCGUUGUUAGCAGCACUGGAGAAAGUUAAUCCAGCUGAAACUUUAAUAGUUGUGACAGCAGAUCAUGGACAUGUUAUGACUUUUGGUGGACAGGCUACUCCUAGGGGACACCCUAUAUUAGGUGCAGAUACAGUGGUAUCUGAUAUAGACGGUUUGCGAUACACUACAUUGCUAUAUGGGACCGGCCCGGGGCACUCUGAGCCUCGCGCGCUGCCUCUAAACGGUACGACUACGCCCGCUGAUGCCGUUCAUGCAGCUGCAGUUCCACGUCAAUGGGCAACCCAUGGGGGAGAGGACGUGCCUAUUUAUGCUUUAGGUCCUAUGGCAACGAUUUUAUUUGCUGGCGUGGUGGAACAAAGUUAUAUACCACAUGCUAUCGCUUAUGCAGCGUGUCUCGCUCACCAAGCGCGACGUUGUCAGGAAUCUGUGUUCAAUUUUACAAAACCACAGAUAAAAAUACCAAAUUGCGUUCCACCAGAAGUAAGUAGUGUGUCAGCACCAGAUGAGACCAGGAAUGAAGCAGCUAGCGGACGUCGAAUCGUAGUGGCAUCAAGUGUUAUGUCAGACGAACGAGUCCCUCGAUCCUCAUCUUCUUUUCCCGCUCCGCUUGUGAAUACAUGCUACAUUAUUUUAAUAAGCGUUGCACUUAAUUGGUUUAUUAACAACAAUAUU